AUGCACCCUUCCAGCAGAAUGGAGGUUUUUCAAAGGGCACGUAUGCCCAUUUCGACCCAGGUGAUCAUGGCAAGAAGGACAAGGAAUCUCUCUAAUGCUUGUCUUGCUAGUCCUGGAUUCACACUUUUCUAUCUUAUCCGAUAUAUCAGCAUCGCAACACUGCUAAUUAGUAACAUCGGAUUCUUCUCCAACUUUACUCCAUCUACCUGUCAAAAGUAUUAUAUGGCUGCGCCAAUCCUCAAAGUUUUCCAAAUAAUGGUCUCUCAAUCAAUCCUAGGAGCACGGUAUGGGGUGUAUCCAAUUCUUUUGCGGCGGCGGAGCUCAAAGAUUUGUUUAGGACAUAUAAUAUUUCUCGUCGGAAUCGCUGGGUUGGAUGGUCUUUAG
Heterobasidion irregulare TC 32-1 is the source of this 384-nucleotide messenger RNA. RefSeq lists its product as uncharacterized. Lineage: Eukaryota; Fungi; Basidiomycota; Agaricomycetes; Russulales; Bondarzewiaceae. The coding region runs from base 1 to 384 and encodes 127 amino acids. The record is from RefSeq and is a predicted model, not a curated record. The transcript is spliced from 3 exons.